UCACGUAUCGCCAGCGUUUAAGAAAGUUUACCUAUUGAUACAUAUGUCAAUACUCAGGCUGUGACCCGAAUUUUAGUUGUUGACUCUUAUUCAACACGGCGUUGGUUUUUUUCCAUUAUAUAUCAUUAUUUUUGCUUCCUCCUAUCUAGACCUCCAGUCGAUCAACACGACCAAUGGAUACUUGGUCUUCAAAGAAGUCCACUUCGCCCCAUUAUGAUUAUGAUAUUGUGAUUAUUGGGGCUGGUCCUGUAGGGCUCAUGCUUUCGACGUGUCUCGCGAGAUGGGGUUAUAAAAUCAAACAUAUUGAUAAUCGAGCCGAGCCUACACCUACGGGGCGCGCAGAUGGCAUCCAGCCUCGGUCCCUAGACCUCCUUCGCAAUAUGGGCCUAAAAGCUGCCAUCAUGGCUCAUAAGCCCGCGCGCGUUUUUGAAGUAGCCUUUUGGGAUCCACCCAAAAGCGGCAAAGGCAUCGUUAGAACAGGUACUUGGGCCAGCUGUCCCAGUUUCAUUGAUGCGAGAUAUCCCUUCACCACACUGUUACAUCAGGGCCGAAUAGAACGUGUAUUCAUCUCAGAUCUGGAAAAGAACGGCGUCCAGAUCCAACGGCCAUGGACUAUUAAGGGGUUUAAGUCGGAUGACAAAGUAGAUCCGGAGUAUCCCGUCGAAGUACAUCUGGAACACGUCGACGGACAUCAUCGGGAAUCGGUUCGAGCUAAAUAUUUGUUCAGCGGUGAAGGUGCUAGGUCAUUUGUUAGAGACCAGUUGGGAAUCAAGAUCACACAUAAGGACCCCAUUACACAUGUGUGGGGUGUUAUGGAUGGCGUUGUCAAGACCGAUUUCCCAGACAUCAAGAUGAAAUGUACCAUACACUCCGGACAUGGCUCGAUAAUGGUCAUUCCUCGCGAGGAUAACAUGGUCCGGCUAUACAUACAGAUCGCAUCGUCUACGGAUGUAGACUGGAGUCCGCGUAGGACAGCUACUGCGGAACAAGUUCAGGCCUCCGCGAAGAAGAUUCUUCAUCCAUACCUCAUCGAAUGGGAACGUGUGGAAUGGUAUUCGGUAUAUCCUAUCGGACAAGGCAUCUCAGAUAAAUACACAAUUGACCACCGUGUGUUCCUGGGUGGCGAUGCUUGUCAUACUCAUAGUCCAAAAGCCGGCCAAGGAAUGAAUACAGCUUUUCUCGAUGCCCUAAAUCUCGCCUGGAAAAUCCACGCCGUCGAAGCCGGAUUCGCUGACCGAGCCAUCUUAGCAACCUACGAAACUGAGCGCAAGGAUGUCGCAGAAACCCUGCUCUCAUUUGACAACAAAUAUGCCAAACUAUUCUCGCAACGGCCGCCUGCUGCAAAAGAGGUACAGGCGGCCUCAGAGCAGAUAAGUGCACAGGCCGAAGAUAAUGCCUUCGUUAGGACCUUCAAGGAGUCUUGCGAAUUUACCAGUGGAUAUGGGGUGGCCUACAAACCCAAUGCGCUAAACUGGUCUCCGGCUCACACAGCCAAGUCCCCUUUAAUCAAUCCUCGAGGAAGCAAACUACGAACGGGUCGAAUUAUGAUCAAUGCUGAUGUCACGAGGGUUGUCGACGCAAAUGUUGUACAUCUAGAACAAGAAGUUCCCCUCAACGGUGCGUUCCGUAUCUAUAUCUUCGCCGGAGAGCCUGCGGUAACUUCCAAGGCACUGGAGGAUUUUGCCCUUCGUCUCAGUAAUAAGGGGUCAUUUUAUAGCUCCUAUCUUCGACCGGACAUCGAAUCAGUCUCGCACCACGAGAAGCACAACCCUCACAGCCUCUUCUUUACUAUAUGUACCGUUUUUGCUGCCCAGCGGAGUCAGAUCGAGAUCACACGGGAUGUACCGAGCCUCCUUGCUCGUUACCGCGACCACAUAUAUGCUGAUGACAGAUGGGACCGCCGCGUACCCGAUGCAAAAGCCGCCGCCCACUCCAAAAUGGGAUUCGAUGAGGAAAGGGGUGGGGUUGUCGUCGUUCGGCCCGAUGGUUACGUGGGUAUCGUAACGAGUUUAGUUGAAGGCUCCGGGACCGUGGACGCAUUAAACGAGUAUUUUGGUGCUUUUUGCACAAAUAAAUUGGGCGAGAAGAUGGCCCAACUAUAAAACAUAAAACACCAUCCAACCUCUCUAGCAGAGGUCUCGGCAUUUUGAUAUAAGCCUAUAAGUAUAAGUAUUAAGAUAGUUCUUUAUUACCUUAUUACCUACCUGUUAUAUAUUAAUAGACAUACAUUAGGUACCUAAUACACUUAUACUACUCUGAUAUACAGAAAUACCAC
This is a messenger RNA of Daldinia vernicosa, 2275 nucleotides long. Its product is annotated as FAD binding domain-containing protein. Lineage: Eukaryota; Fungi; Ascomycota; Sordariomycetes; Xylariales; Hypoxylaceae. Gene Ontology annotation, molecular function: FAD binding. The transcript has 4 exons. Bases 174 to 2102 code for a protein of 642 amino acids. The record is from RefSeq and is a predicted model, not a curated record.